ACGCUAUCGCGACUGGAAUCAAUUGGUAUAAUCGAACGAAAUUGUCCUGAAAUGUAUCUUUGUACAGUAUAGUUCUAUGUCCUUUAUUGUUAGACGUUCCUUUGUGCACAUUAAAAGAUGCAUGUCGCGGUCAAAGAGCUAUCUCAUUUAUUUAAUUAGAGUAUUUUGUUAACGUGCAAACAGAACAACUAUCUUAUCGACGCGUAUUAGUAAAUGUACUGCGUUCCGGUACACACGUUCGUUCACUCGUGGGUUGUGAUGUGAUCUCGUAUUUCGCUGGGACUUUUAGUAGUGUAUUUAUAAUGUCCGUUGCAACUAUAGACUUUCACGAAUUGGAAAAGUUAAGUCCAAGUUUAGACAGAAAAUCUAAAUCAAGAGCAGAAGAAAUUCAAGCUAAAGAUGAAGCUAACAAGUACAGGAUCUUGCUGGAACCUGCCUUGGCAGGUGCCAUGAUUGCCAUCAACCUGGGCCAGACUUCGCUACAGAACUUAUACCUGAGGACAGCAUGUACAGUCGACUUAAAUUAUGGACCACAGAUUUGUGACAAAGGAGUGGGGGAGGAGUUUCGAGAAGCAGAGGCUGCGAGUCAAAUGUUAGUAUCAAGUAUUAAUAUCAGUAGAAGUUUUGUGGGAUCCCUGAUUGCGACUGUGGUCCUUCUUUUUGUGGGUCCUUGGAGUGACUACAGUGGUCGUCGGAAACCUCUGCUGAUUCUGCCAUUGGUGGGCAUGUCUGUCAUGACUACUGGGGUACUCUUGCUAAUUACUUUUCCUGGAGCAACUACAGAGCAAGUGCUGUAUGCAGUCCAAAUACCCAUUUCAAUGGGUGGUAAUUUCGGCCUACUAUUGGCGGCCGCUUUUAGUUACAUAGGAGAUGUUUGCCACGCAACAGGCCGUGACGUCACUCGAACGAUGGGUGGUCACCGAGCAGCCAUUCAGAUAUCACACGUGGUCGGCGCGGUCAGUGGACCCCUCCUCUACAGACAUCUAGGAUUCUACGGUGUGUUCCCAGUUGUUUUAUUACUGCAGUUAUCAUCCCUAGUCUACGUGAUUAUUAUGGUGAAGGAUGUGAAUGUAAAUACUGAUAACAAGGUGUCUGUCCUAAACUGGAGACUGCCGGUCAACGCUGUCACGUGUCUCGUGAAGAAAAGAGACGGCUUCAAAAGAACGACCAUUCUGUUAAUGUUGGUUGUCGCAUUGGGCGAUAGGAUGUUUUUGUCAGCUGAAGUGUUGAUCGCGUAUAUGUACUACAGAUACAAGUUCCACUGGGAUGACGUCUUGUUCGGUGGUUUCUUGGCCUAUAGGAACAUCGUCAGUUUUACUGGAACAUUAAUAAUCUUGACCAUUCUAAAGCGUCGACUAAACCUGUCUGACGAGGUGGUGGGAGCCUUGAGCUGCGCUUCGUACGUCCUUGCAUCAACUGGCCUCAUAGCAGCCACUACUACACUGGCUGUUUUCAUGGUGCCCUUGGUGGGAAUAAUUUCACAAGGAUCUCAAGUGGUUCAAAGGCCCAUUUUAAACAAACAAAUUUUUCCCAAUGAACAAGGAAAAAUAUACAGCGUACUGGGUGCCCUAGAAUCUGCAACACAGAUCCUGUCAUCUCCACUUUACUCUUUGCUUUAUAGCAAAACAGUAUCUACAAUGCCUGAUGCUUGGCUACUGCCUGGCAUCGUACUAGCCAUUAUACAACUGCUAGCGUACUUAGUCACCAGGAGAUUAAAUAUUUUAUCUGCAAAUAGUGCGCCAAUCAAGAAAAAUAUACCUCUUGAAGAUAGAGGCGAAACAGAAAGAUUGAGGAAAAAGGAUGAAGAUGUCAAAUCUGAAACUGUAAAAGAUCCACCGAAUGAUCUAGAAAAAUUGCAAACGUAAAAGAAAUAUAAACAUUUCGUUUUUA
Messenger RNA from Amyelois transitella, 1890 nucleotides. RefSeq names its product probable peptidoglycan muropeptide transporter SLC46. Gene Ontology annotation, cellular component: membrane. The coding region runs from base 303 to 1865 and encodes 520 amino acids. Lineage: Eukaryota; Metazoa; Arthropoda; Insecta; Lepidoptera; Pyralidae. The record is from RefSeq and is a predicted model, not a curated record. The transcript is spliced from 9 exons. Gene Ontology annotation, biological process: transmembrane transport. Gene Ontology annotation, molecular function: transmembrane transporter activity.